AUGUCUGGCUUUUUCCGCAAGGUCGGUGAUUCCGACUCUGAAUCCGACAUCUCGUCGUCCGAGGAGGAGCUUUCUGAGCUCGAGUCUGGAGAUGAGCAGCCAAAGACCACCCAGCCCGCCGCUGGUCGCUCGCGCUUCAUGAAGGGAAGCGACUCGGAUUCGGACUCGGACUCGGACUCGGACUCGGACUCGGACUCGGAUGAAGAAUCGCUCGACUCGGACAAUGAGGAUGACGGCGAGCGCAACGACGGCAAGAAGGUGCCCACCUCUCGUUUCAUGAAGGGUGCCGCCGACAGCGACGACAGUGACUCGGAGGAGGAGGUGAAAAAGGUCGUCAAGUCGGCAAAGGACAAGCGUAUCGACGACAUGCAGACCAUUGUCAACCACAUCGAGUCCGCCCAGAAAUCCAGCGACUGGACCUCGAUCAACAAGGACUUUGACAACCUCAUGCGUUCCAUCGAGCGUCAGCGCACCUUGAACGAGCAGAUCCCCGCCUUCUUCUACAAGGCCAUCUCCCAGCUCGAUCAGUUCCUCAACGAGUCUGCCGCCAAGGAGAAGGAUGCCAAGAAAAAGAUGAAAGCACCCGUCGCCAAGGCCAUGAACGGCAUGAAGCAAAAGCUCAAGAAGGUCAUCAAGGAGAACGACGAGACCAUCGCCAGGUACCGCUCCGAUCCCGAAGGUUUCGAGGCUGCUGCCGAGGCUGCCUCCUCCGCUGCCGCCGCACCCACACAUGCUGAGACCGCCAUUUCUAGAGGCAACAACCAGCGUAUCGCUGCUGCCCUCGACCCGGAAGCCAACGACGACUUCCAGACCGUCGGACGUGGUGGCCGCACCGAGACCUUCACCUCGGAGGGUCUCUUCAAGAGCCUUGCCGCCAUCAUGGAGGCUCGUGGUAAGAAGAGCACCGACAAAAACGAGCAGAUCCGCAAGCUUCACGACCUCUCGGGUGUGGCCGACUCGCCCUACAAGAAGAUCCGCGUCAUCCUCGCCCUCGUCGCCGCUCGCUUCGACUACAACUCGUCGGCCACCGCCUACAUGCCCGUCGAGAUGUGGGACUCGGCACGCAAAGAGAUCAACGAGAUCCUCGCGCUGCUCACCAAGAACCGCAACUACAUUGUGCGCGAAGAGACCGAGGACUACGACGACCAGGUCGAGCGUGUCCCUGGCCAGAACGGCGAGAAGGACGUUGUCGCCGUGCGAGGCAGCAUCAUCAGCUUUGUCGAUCGUCUCGACGACGAAUUUACCAAGAGCCUGCAAAACAUCGACCCGCACACCACUGAAUACGUCGACCGACUCUGCGACGAGAAGAAGCUCUACGAGACCAUCGUGCUCGCGCAGGCCUACUUCGAGGGCCAGUCCGAGAACGAGGCACUUUCGCGCUGCACCGUGCGCCGCCUCGACCACGUCUACGCUAAGCAGGACGUCAUCAUCAAGGCGCUCGAGUCGACGCUCGGUGAGACGGCCAAGUCGUUCGAGUCCAAGCUCUUCCCUCCGGCUGCGCGUGUCGCCGAGCAGGACGGCCCUGCCGUGCUGGUGCGUGCCCUCUGCACCUACCUGUACCAGGCUCGCGGUAUCCAGGCCGAGCGUCCUCGAACGCGUGCUGUUCUCAGCCACAUCUACUUCCACGCGCUCCACGCCGACUACCACGUGGCGCGCGACAUGUUCCUCAUGUCGCACUUGCAGGACUCGAUCCAGCUGGCCGAUGUGGCCACGCAGAUCCUGUACAACCGUGUCGUUGUGCAGAUCGGCAUCUGCGCCUUCCGCAACGGCCUCAUCAAGGAGUCGCAAGUGGCGUUGCAAGAGAUCUUUGCCACAGGCCGUGUCAAGGAGCUGCUUGCGCAGGGUGUGCAGAAGCAGAACCAGUUCAGCACCAUCACGCCGGAGCAGGAGAAGCUCGAGCGUCAGCGUCAGCUCCCCUUCCACAUGCACAUCAACCUCGAGCUGCUCGAGUGCAUUUACCUGAUUUCGUCGAUGCUGCUCGAGGUGCCCAAUAUGGCUCUGGCAGGCAACGACCCGGAGCUGCGCAAGCGUGUCAUCUCGCGACCCUUCCGUCGUAUGUUGGACUACACGGACCGCCAAGUGUUCUCUGGCCCGCCCGAGAACACGCGCGACCACAUCAUGCAAGCGUGCAAAGCGCUGCAGAACGGCGACUGCAAGGCUUGCAUCGAGCUCAUCGCCGACAUUAAGAUCUGGAAGCUCAUGCCCGGUUCGGACGACGUCAAGGCGAUGCUCGCCAAGCGCAUCCAGGAGGUCGGUCUGCGUACUUACCUGUUUUCGUACUCGGCUUACUACGAGUCAGUGUCGCUCUCGCACCUCGCCGCGACGUUCGACGUCGAGGAGAAGGUGGUCAAGGCGAUGGUGAGCAAGAUGAUCCACAACGACGAGCUGGCUGCUUCGCUUGACCCUUCGGCCAACGUGAUUUCGUUCCACCGCCUCGAGUUGACCAAGGUGCAGCAGCUGGCAGCGACAUUGGCCGAGAAGGCCAACUCGAUGCUCGAGCAGAACGAGCGUCUGUUGGAUGCCAAGCUCGGCGAGGGCAAGGAGCAGAGGAGUGGUCCAGGUGGCGAGCGCGGCGAUCGCGAGGGUGGCCAAGCAGGUGGCAGGAGGGAGAGGAGAGGUGGCUCGGCAGCACGCGGCCGUGGCCGUGGUCGUGGACGUGCGCAACAGUUCCAGGCGCUCGGGCAAAAGGUCUAG
Sporisorium graminicola is the source of this 2694-nucleotide messenger RNA. RefSeq lists its product as uncharacterized. The record is from RefSeq and is a predicted model, not a curated record. Gene Ontology annotation, cellular component: eukaryotic translation initiation factor 3 complex. Gene Ontology annotation, molecular function: translation initiation factor binding; translation initiation factor activity; RNA binding. The coding region runs from base 1 to 2694 and encodes 897 amino acids. Gene Ontology annotation, biological process: translational initiation. NCBI's taxonomy places the organism in Eukaryota, Fungi, Basidiomycota, Ustilaginomycetes, Ustilaginales, Ustilaginaceae. The transcript has a single exon.